UAUAAAAAACAGAGAUUUUACUUUAGGUUUAUAACCGAUACAUAGAAUGGUUUUUUUUGUUUUUUGUUUGUUUAAUCGCAGGGAGCAAAAGUUAUUAUUGGCUGAAACUAAUGUCUACAAAUAAAAAGAAAACAGCUUUGUCUGAUUUAGUACUGUCAGCAUUAGCAGAAGAUCAACUUGUCAAAUUAAUUUUAAUUCAUUAUUAUUUCGGCAAUCGGAGACAAGGAAGUUAAAACUGGUCGCUAGUUCAGACGCUCGGUUCUCGUGUUUGGGGUUCACAAGUUUAAACGUCCCCCACUUGUCUCCAGCACGAAAAAACAGAACACACGCACAUGUUUAUAAAAUGAUUAGGAUGAAUGAAUAUAUAAAAUUGAAGUAAACUUUGGUAAAAACAUGUUUAAAUCACAGACCAAACAAUCAAUUGCACAACAGUUAAAAAGCAAGUUUUCAUUUUCAACUCCACUUGGUAAAGAUGGCUCCAAAUCGAAAAUCAGUGGCACAGCAGAGCGUAGAAUGCCACAGAUACCAACUGCGGAAGAAGAAACCUUGAUGAAACAAUCCUUGAAAGACAAAAUGUCUCCUACUAGUAAUGAGUACAUAAGUAGUUAUGGACCAUUGUUUUUAGAACAUUCUAUUGCAGCAGAAUUCAAUCAUUUGAAGAAAACAAGGUUACCUGGUGUAUACGUUAUUCCAUCUUUUGCUGAUCCUCUAGUUUGGUUCGGUGUAGUAUUCAUUCGGCAAGGAAUCUAUCAAGAUGGUGUAUUUAGGUUUUCUAUGAAAAUCCCAAGUAAUUAUCCUGAUGGGGAUUGUCCCUCAGUAACAUUUACUCCUACUGUGUUCCACCCUUUUAUCAAUCCAUCUACAGGAGGUCUGGACCUAGAGAGAGCAUUUAGCUCAUGGAGGCCUAAUGUUAAUCAUAUAUGGCAAAUUUUGUUGUACAUGCGUCGAAUUUUUUACAAGUUUGAUUGUAAAGACCCACUCAAUCCUCAAGCAGCAGACUUAUAUGAUUCGGAUGUAGUUGCAUAUAAACAGAAGGUGAAAGACGAUAUAGCUGAGAUUAAUAACAAGCUGUAUGAAGAUGUUGAAAAUGAAGACCCACAUGCAUUCAGAUUUCGCGAGUGGAAUCCGGAAAUUCAUGAACCAUUACGUCAUCAAAUGACGUUAGCCAAGGUUGAAGAAGAAAGAGAAGAAGUAGACGAUUUUGAAAAACCAAAAUUAUCGGGUUUAUCCUACGUCGAGCCCGGCACAACACUGAUAUUCAGUAAAGAGAGCUGAUACCACCUAUCUGGAUACAGCUUUUGUUUAUAUCUAUCUUGAUUACCCGUGUUAUGUUUAUUACAUGACUAUAUAUCAAAAUUGCGCAUCCGAGUUGCUCGCCGGCGGAAAUGCAAUAUUAUGUUAACCAUAGUUGAUAUUAUCUAUCUACAUUUCUUGUGUAUAUAAUUUUUUUAAAUUAUUUCGUUAAAAACAAAACUGUAGCUUUCGUUUUUAAAUAAUUAUUUUGUAAACAUGAAUUUCAGAUAUUAAAAAAUAUUUCAUAUUUUGCUGCCGAUAGUUAAUGCUUGUUGGUGGCUAGGAUAUAUUACUUUUUUGCCAAUCCAAUAGUCUUUGGCUUGAUUUUCGCUCUAAUGCAAUCUUAAACAAAGCAAACAACAAUUAAAAAAUAGCCAAUCAAAUUAGACUAUGGUCGUAGUUUAUUUCACGUUCAGUAAUUUUAUUGGCUAGAAAUUGGUAGUUUUUGUACUCGAAAUUUCACCAAUCUAUUUUGUUAGCACUUUUCGAUAUUUUUUUUACAGAAGCAACAUUUAAAAAGUUGUGAAAUAACCCCUGGUUAAAUCUUUAUAUUCGUAUUUAUUAGUUUCUAUAUUAUUACUGUUCGCAAGUUAUCCUACUUAGAAAACCACUGCACGCUAUUCUUCGCCGAUCAAAAAUCAGAUCAACUGAUUUUUUAAGCUAAGUACAGUGUAGUUUGUUCAUAGUACGUUAAUUACACGUGUAAUAGAAGGGACGCAUAUUGUUUUUACGAGAGUGCUAUUUUUAACUGUACUAAAUAAAACACAAAAUUUAUUUACGGAAA
Molecule: messenger RNA, 2077 nt
Organism: Hydractinia symbiolongicarpus
Lineage: Eukaryota; Metazoa; Cnidaria; Hydrozoa; Anthoathecata; Hydractiniidae
Product: AKT-interacting protein-like
Exons: 10
Coding region: 394-1275 (293 amino acids)
Source: RefSeq, a predicted model, not a curated record